Messenger RNA from Lytechinus variegatus (green sea urchin), 857 nucleotides. RefSeq lists its product as uncharacterized. Gene Ontology annotation, molecular function: DNA binding. Gene Ontology annotation, biological process: DNA integration; DNA recombination. The record is from RefSeq and is a predicted model, not a curated record. The transcript has 3 exons. The coding region runs from base 195 to 857 and encodes 220 amino acids. NCBI's taxonomy places the organism in Eukaryota, Metazoa, Echinodermata, Echinoidea, Temnopleuroida, Toxopneustidae.
CUUCGCGGGCGCACAGCACUCAUCAUACUUAUAGGAACGCUUGGUCUGUGUUUAGGCAGUUUCGGCUGCAAUAUCAUUAUGAUAUAAGUAUAGGUCCUGACGUUGAGCAGGUUGCUCAAUCUAUUGCUUAUCUCUCUUGGAAUGGGUAUGCGGGGGCAACAAUAAGUACUUAUAUUUCAGGCCUGGCUUUUACGAUGCAAACAUUGGGUUGGCCUGAUGUGACUGACGCUUUUGUAAUCCGGCGGCUGGUAGACGGGUGCAGGCGGAAAAAUGCUCGCCGCGAUACCCGGUGUCCCAUUACUCUGCCUAUUCUCAAAUCCAUCCUAAAUUCAUUGACUCACGUAUGCGUUAAUACGUAUGAUUUGGCAUUGUUUCGGGCUGCCUUUCUAAUCGCUUUCUUUGGCUUUCUUCGAGUAGGGGAGUUCACGUCUCAAUCUAGACACGAACCCGUUCCUUUAUCAGAAAAAGAUAUUAUUAUUCAAGGGAUGGCGCGUGUGCACUCUGCCUUUUAUCGUCAGUUUGAUUCGUCACCCCUAACGAGGCACAAAUUUGGCCAAGUUUUAAAACGUGCCAUUACUUUUUGCGGUUUACCCGUUGCUCACUUCUCUUCCCAUUCUUUCCGUAUUGGGGCUGCAACUUCUGCAGCCAUGGCGGGUGUUCCCGAUGUUUGCAUUCAAAAUAUGGGGCGCUGGGCUUCAAACACACACAGAUUGUAUAUUCGACGACUUCUCCCCCUUAAUUUAAGCAAUUUUGCUAGUUAUAAUGUGAACGGGCUUGGUUCGUUACCCGAUUUGGAUGAGGCCACCAGCGAAUUCCAUUUCGGACCGAACAUUAACGUUGCCUCGUUCACAUUCUAG